AUGCUCAGGAACUUGAAUUGUACACCUGUUAAAAGAGUGAAACUGGAUCUAAAAAAUUACAAGACAACGCAAAUGAGUUUUCACCAGAACGGGAAGAGGGCCUCGCGCCACGAGGCAAGUGGCAUCUUUGUGAGAGGCCCAAAUGUGCCCAAAGCCCCUCACAGUGCAAGUGCAUAUUUCCGAGCUGCGGCUUGUGUUGUAAACGAUGUGGGUUUGUCUAAAAGCCGGAUGCUAGAGAACCAACACUUUCGCGAGCUUACCGCAGUGUCCUACGAGCCCCACGAGGCCCGCGCCAAGUAUAUCGAGAACUAUUUGGAGACUAUCGGGAUUUCGUAUCAACAGCAGGAAUCGCGGUCCAACAAGGAACUAAAAAAGAAGCUGGAGAAGGUCAAAUCGAGCAUAGAUGUGGUACCGCAACCUCAAGCAGAUGCUAAUGGCGAUGCCGAGGCGGUUGCCAAGGCCGAAGCCUUACUGCAGAAAGCGCUGCGUAAAACCACACACGAACACAGCCCGAAGGUCUGUGCGGUGCCCGGAAACUCGAACUUUGCAUACCUGAGCAAUGCGAUCCGCCACUUGGCAGCACAACGGACGGUUUGUUUCUGCGUUGACGUUGAGGCAUUCGAACGUAACACAAACGUGGUAACUGAAAUCGGUAUUUCGAUCUACGACCCGCGCGAAAGCUUGUUUUCUACAAUUCCCAAGUUUCGGACGUAUCACUUAAUAGUUGCAGAGUCUUUGAAGUUACGCAACGGGAAGUUCGUGUGUGAUCUUAAGGAUUGCUUCCUCAUGGGCGAAAGCUAUGUGAUGUCGUUGAAUAAUUGCGUUGAAUUCAUACAGACUCUCAUCAAUUACUACAUGGUUCCGGAAACGGCCGCGGAGCGGAGUUGGGAUCGUGCAUUUGUGGGUCACAACGUGAAGGGCGAUUUGAAGUGGCUGGAAAGCAUUGGUGUGAAUAUACCUACAGACAUUGAUUACGAAUUGAAGAAUAAACCACAAACCACGAACAGAGCGCUGGUUCUUGACACGGAACGGCUGUUCAAGGGCUCGUACGGAAGCAAAGGUGCAAACCUGGGCAAGAUACUUCGGCUGUUCGAGGUUCCGCACGCGUUCUUGCACAACGCAGGGAACGAUGCGUAUUUCACGCUGAAGCUUCUGCUGCACAUGUGCGACAUCCACUGCCGGAAGCAGAUGCAGAUGGACGACUUUUACGCGGUGAUGGCGAAAAUCGAGACUUGGACGAAACGGGACUCUUCGGAGGCCAAGAUCUUGCCCUUGUCGUACGUGAAGGCCGCUGCUGAGUUUACAGACCAUACGGUGAAGAAGAAGACGGUACAUCAGACCGAGUUUGGCGGGUGUGUGUGGGUGGACAAUCCGAUCCAGGCCAUAACGAUGUCGUAG
Molecule: messenger RNA, 1398 nt
Organism: Lachancea nothofagi CBS 11611
Lineage: Eukaryota; Fungi; Ascomycota; Saccharomycetes; Saccharomycetales; Saccharomycetaceae
Source: the annotation of a GenBank genome assembly